Dendroctonus ponderosae (mountain pine beetle) is the source of this 1570-nucleotide messenger RNA. RefSeq names its product ras-related protein Rab-8A. The transcript is spliced from 5 exons. The record is from RefSeq and is a predicted model, not a curated record. NCBI's taxonomy places the organism in Eukaryota, Metazoa, Arthropoda, Insecta, Coleoptera, Curculionidae. The coding region runs from base 332 to 1000 and encodes 222 amino acids. Gene Ontology annotation, molecular function: GTP binding; GTPase activity.
AUGGGGGGGCCCCCCCCUGGAUCCGCCCUUGUCUGCAUCUAUUGCUACAAACUUUACGUGCGCUCCCGGCGCCCAACGUGUACCACACUGCAAACGAGUGUACAGACACUCAAAAAGCGUAUGAAAUAUGGACUCUGAAGCUUUAUCAAAAUAUGAAUCUUGAAACAAAUAAAUAAUGUCGCGAUAAUACCAAAGAAGACUGGGAGGGAAAAGUUAUCUGUCCAUAUGUUGAGCUAUCUUAUGAAAUUAACUACUUCACGGCGAAAAGUGUUGCCUUUGUUCUUCUCAGCACUUCGAAAUCGAUUUACUCCCGAUCAGCUGUGAGGGAGAAAUGCACACAACUUAUACUCUUUAUCGACCCAGACAGAGCAGUGAAACAAUGGCGCUCGACUUUGCAGCCACCUACAAAAUCCUCGUUUUGGGGGAUUCCAACGUGGGAAAAACCUGCAUAGUGCACCGUUUCUGCGACGAGAGGUAUUAUGAGACUUACAUUUCAACAAUUGGAAUAGAUUUCAAGCAGAAAAUUAUCAAUCUGGAUGGUGUUCCUAUAAAGCUUCAAAUUUGGGACACCGCUGGACAGGAACGCUUCAGAACUCUGACCACCGCUUAUUAUAGGGGAGCGAUGGGGAUUUUGUUAUUAUAUGACGUUACCAAUUUGGAGAGUUUCAACCACAUUACCUACUGGCUUCAAAACAUUGAUGAGAAUGCGUCGCCCCACUGUAUCACGGUUUUAGCGGGAAACAAGUGCGAGUCUAAGGACAGGAUUGUAGAAACAGAAAACGGACAGAAGAUUGCUGAGCACUUUGAUUUGCCCUUCUUGGAAGUCUCCUGCAAGGACAACAUUAACAUAGAAGCGUGUUUUAUGUGCUUGGCUCGAAAAAUUCGCGAGAAACGGGAACAAAAGGGUUACCCAUUUGUGGACCCUCCACAGAACGACAAAACCGACUUGCUGCUGAAACCCAAGUCCGACAUGCGAGGAUGCUCUUCGUCUGGUUGUUGAAAAGUCUGCUGGCCGCCGAAAAUACUUGCAGUUUUUGCUUGAUUUCAAUCGGUUGGAUUCAGUUGUAGUGGAGGGCAAUUUUUCUUUAGACAAUUCACGAAAUUGCUCCAUUUUGGCUCAAUUGUAUAUAUAAGUUGACGCUACAUCACUGUGAUUUUUUGCUAAGCGUACCGCUAAAUUGUACAGGGUGUAGACUGAAAGUCUUUUACAUUUUAAGGGGUAGAUACUUAAAUAGAUGUCGUGUAUCUAGAAGACCGUUUAAGUAAACAUUUAUUUUCUAUUUCUUUACCGAUUGAUUAUCAAUUGAACGAACUGAGAAAAAAAUAUUAAAAUUGGACUUUUGUUACGAUAAAGUCACUGUGAUUAAUCCUUGUUUUGAAGCUGCUGAUGAUUUCCAAGCUCCAAGCGCACAAAUAACUUGAUUUAUGAUUUUUAAGACUGAGCUAAUGGAAAAUUUUACUGCAAAUUAUUGUUCAUAGAGAACCUCACUCUGUUAGUUACAAGUAAGAUUGAUCCAGGCAGAUGUAGAAUUAAUUCAUUCAAAAUAUAAGUGAAUAACUUUACACAGUA